Messenger RNA from Alternaria ventricosa, 249 nucleotides. RefSeq lists its product as uncharacterized. Lineage: Eukaryota; Fungi; Ascomycota; Dothideomycetes; Pleosporales; Pleosporaceae. The transcript is spliced from 2 exons. Bases 1 to 249 code for a protein of 82 amino acids. The record is from RefSeq and is a predicted model, not a curated record.
AUGGUGCGCCUCUCCGCCGUCUUCGGCUUCCUCCUUACCAUGGCCGUUGGUACCCAGGCUUCUUUCUACUGUCAGUGCUUGUACCAGGACGGUUCCCACUGCUGUGUCGCUGAAAACAAUGGCGGCUGCACCAGGUCCUGCUUGAACGUCGCGCCGCUGUUCGAGAACGACAAGCCCUGCAAUGCUGGAGGAAAGUCCUCGGACGUGAGCUUCUUCACCGCUCAGGGCCGCCACGCCUGCAACGACUAA